AGUAACAAAAAAAGUCACUUGUGCAUAGUGAAAGAAGUAAUCAUUGCUACUAUUGAACCUGCUUUGAAAAUACUGAUAUCCAGGAAGCCCAGAUUAAUAUCUGUACAUAUUAGACUACAUAUCCAAUCUGCCCAGGCACGUAUCUUUUACAAGUGGAUUAAUAUCCACAUCAUAACAAAAAAAUAUAAUGGAAUCACAUGUCAAUAUCAUAUCACAAUAGACCACUCUCGAACCACCCUACAUUUUACUCAUAACCAUGAGUAAUAUUAUCAUCCAAAUCACUAAGAUGGUAAUCCGGUUGAGUAUUGUUGUCCGGCGUGACCACUUCAACUUAUUUCAUUAUCUUCUUAUAGACAUGUUUCUUUCGACGGCGUUCCUUUUCAUUCGUAGACUGAUAAGGUUCUUUACACUGGCUCCUUGGAUUACUCCUCCUUCAAAGUCAUCCAAGUUAUCGGUUUAUUUCGUCCUACAAUGUUAGAGAACUUAGUAAAUACAAUGAUAUUAAACUCUAACAAUUUACAAAUGAUAUUAAUGAAUACACUUACUGUCAUCGCUAGUUAUAGUCUUUGACAAUGCCUUGUUUGUCUCAUUGCAUAGUUUCUUGAGUACUCCCAUCCACUUAUUGUAGUCUUUCUCGUCGGGCAUUGAUAUGUUCGUUGCUAGCUGAUUCAACAUUGCAGUGGUUUCUCGGUACCGCAUUGCUAUACCUUUUCUCGCAUCAUUUUCACUGGCAGCUGAAGGACCAACAAAACCAUUGACAUCAACAACCUCUUUCUUUCUCGCCUCCAACGUCUAUCGCUUGAGUAUGUAAUGAUAUGGAAUACUUCUCAUACUGGCUUCCCCAAAAUCUCUCAGAAGCCGCAUCACCUUAAUCAUGUGGCAGCAUAACACUCUCGAAACUUAUGAACAUCCUGCAUUCGCAUACCAAUGUCCUCGUAGAAAUAUCAACGAGAACGACACGCUUAUCACUACGCUCACAAUCCUCUAUCAUAUAUGUGUGGUAGCCAAUCAUGUCAUCAUCCCUAGUAUCUGAGAGCGUUUCCAUUAGAUAGGAUUCAGUUUUCAAAUACUGCUCCAGUAUCGGGAGCGGAUCAGGUCAGUAACCCUUAUGGUGAGUAAUCAUCAGUAACCUGUCCACAUCCGCAUGACAUCAGCACCCCCUCUCUCAUGGAAUGUCUUUUAACUUUUCCUCUUUAAUCUUUAACGGACGAUUUCUUUCUCGUUUUAAGUCGAAAUUUAAAUUUUUUUGCACAGAUAAAUCAGAUUAAAUGUGCUCUUUAAAAUUAUAUCUACUUUGAUAUAUUUUUAGUACAAAAAAAUUGAAUAAUUUUUUACCAGUCAUUACCAUACGGUAUGCUCAUAUUUAAUACCAUAUGGUAAGAAAACGUACAAUGAUGGUAUGAACAUACCAAUAUGGUAAGAAGGUUGAAUACAUGAUAGUAGGAGUAUACUAAAUGUCAUUUACGACUUCCAUCAUUGUUUACCAUAAGUUACCACCCACAUACCAUAGUGGUAAAGUAUGGUAAAUUUUUGUCUAGUAUUUUUUCAUCUAGAAAUUGUAGAUCUAAUAGAUCAUGAUGAACUCGUUCCUUCUGAGCAAACGUUUUCAAAAAGGACUUAAAAACGAAGAAGGUACCAUAUGGUAUGUAAUUGGUAAAAAAAAGUUUCUCAAAAUAUAUUGAAAAUUAAUCUCAUUUUGUAGAGCACAACGAACUCGUUCCAUGUGUGCAAGAAAAAUUGAUAUCCGAGUUAAAAACGAAGAAGAUAUGAGCGGAUUAUGAAAACUAGGGAAAAUAAAAUGUCUUUAAUUGACAAUCCUUAGAUCUGAAUUUUCUGGACCCACUUAGAUCUAAAGGUCCAGAUUUAGUUACUCAUAGGUUAGUAACCAAUGGUUACUCACCCUAUCGUAAGCCUCCUGUAUCUGAUUGAAGAUGUCAGAAGUAAAGAUCUUUGCCGCAUGUUGUAGGAUCGUGCUGUGCUCCAACAUUAUAUAGGGAACAGAUUGUUUCCCAUUUUAGCCUGAAUCAAUCUCCUUGCGUCUUUUUUCAGCCAACAAACUACAUUUAGAAAGCACGAGAAAAGAGUUUAGUGCCCAGACUAGUAUCAAUAUCCCAACAACACAAAAUAAUAUUUACCAAAAGCAUAUUAAUAUUCAGAUGACAAAGAAUAAUAUCCACAACUGACAAGCUAAUAUCAAAGAAAGGCAAAAAAUAUACUGCGUAAGUACCUGCUAAAGUGAAUGAAAAACAUGUGCAUUGCACGACUCGGUUUCAAGAAAAGUCGCACUUGUGCAUUGCACGACUCGCUGGCUUGCGUAGUCAACAUCCCUGCUCUGAAUUGAUCUCUCAACCAUAAGGAACACCAUUGAUGACGAAAUUUCUUCAAAUAUUCCAACCAUGAGUGACCGUCCACAAUUUCGCUAUUAGGGAAACAAUUAGCAACCAUUGUGCUCCAUGCCAUGUCGAACUCUCCCUCACUGUCAAUGUCGUAGAAAAUAAAAGAAAUAUGAGUUUGGAACUUCUUCCAAAAUACCUUGUCCUUACGAAGAUGCUUCUUGGAAUUCAUGAGGAUGUGCCAAGUACAGAGGGCAUGAAACACAAUAGACCACUCCUUUCUAAAGGCAGCUUCCAUGGCGGUGUCCUGAUCCGUAAAAAUAGUCAAUGUGAGCUUCUUCUUCAUGCACCGACUAAAUGCAACAAACAACCAUUCAAAAGACGUUGUGGUCUCAUCAUACAUCAAACAAGCACCAAACACACAAGUUGACGGUGGUGAUUGAAAAAACUCAAGAGAAUUAGGUGAUUACUCUCCUACUAUUAUUGUUUCAUGGGCCUUCGGCCCGUGGGCCCUCGGAGGGCAGCCCUAACUAAGGUUGCAAGCCUUAUGUGUUAGGACUUGCUAGUGUGCCAACAAAUGUCAACAAAUAUAUGUAAAUCUCAUACUAGUAUCUCAUAAUGACGGACUAAUAUCCGUCAUGUUACAAAAGAAGCCAUGAUGCUUGUCCUUUUGGUCCUCAAAGUAGUCAUGCAAAUAAGUCGCUUCGCCAUGAGCCAUUUUCCUUUGCCUUUUACUAUUCAAGUGGUUCUUCUGAUUGGAUGGUAAAAAUCAUAUUUCGAUAGCCACCAGCACAGUCAGCCAAUAACUGAUACGAUGCACUAUGACUCAUCCUAGCAUCGCGAUUAGCUCCGACCAUCUUUCUCUAAGCAUCACUCAUGCAUUUGUUAGAGUUGUGCAAGUGCAUAUGCUCGGUAGAGUGCAAAUCAUGAUCAUGGGUUUCUACGAAUUCAUACACCACAAAUCUGUCCCUACUAGCAUCCCAUCAAAAACGAACACGGGCGGGACAUCCCUAAAAGUAAGAGGCCUCGAGUUAGGGAUGGAUGUCCCGCCCGUGUUCGUUUUCGAUGGGAUGCUAGUAGGGACAGAUUUGUGGUGUAUGAAUUCGUAGAAACCCAUGGUCAUGAUUUGCACUCUAUCGAGCAUAUGCACUUGCACAACUCCAACAAAUGCAUGAGUGAUGCUUAAAGAAAGAUGGUCGAAGCUAAUCGCGAUGUUGGGAUGAGUCUUAGUGCAUCGUAUCAGUUAUUGGCUGACUGUUCUGGUGGCUAUCGAAAUCUGACUUUUACCAUCCGAUCUGAAGAACCACUUGAACAGUAAAAGGCAAAGGAAAAUGGCUCAUGGCGAAGCGACUUAUUUGCUUGACUACUUUAAGGACAAAAAGGACAAGCAUCAUGGCUUCUUUUGUAACAGGACGUAUAUUAGUCCAUCAUUAUGAGAUACUAGUAUGAGAUUUACAGAUAUUUGUUGACAUGUGUUGGCACACUAGCAAGUCCUAACACAUAAGGCUUGCAACCUUAGUUAGGGCUGCCCUCCGAGGGCCCACGGGCCGAAGGCCCAUGAAACAAUAAUAGUAGGAGAGUAAUCACCUAAUUCCCUUGAGUUUUUACAAUCACCACCGUCAACUUGUGUGUUUGGUGCUUGUUUGAUGUAUGAUGAGACUACAACGUCUUUUGAAUGGUUGUUGGUUGCAUUUAGUCGGUGCAUGAAGAAAAAGCUCAUAGUGACUAUUUUUACGGAUCAGGACACCGCCAUGGAAGCUGCCUUUAGAAAGGAGUGGUGUACUGUGUUUCAUGCCCUCUGUACUUGGCACAUCCUCAUGAAUGCCAAGAAGCAUCUUCGUAAGGACAAUGUAUUUUGGAAGAAGUUCCAAACUCAUCUUUCUUUUACUUUCUACGACAUUGACAGUGAGGGAGAGUUCGACAUGGCAUGGAGCACAAUAGUUACUAAUUGUUUCCCUAAUAGCGAAAUUGUGGACGGUCACUCAUGGUUGGAAUAUUUGAAGAAAUUUCGUCAUCAUUGAUGUUCCUUAUGGUUGAGAGAUCAAUUCAGAGUCGGGAUGUUGACUACGCAAGCCAACGAGUCGUGCAAUGCACAAGUGCGACUUUUCUUGAAACCGAGUUGUGCAAUGCACAUGUUUUUCAUUCACUUAAGCAGGUAUGUACGCAGUAUAUUUUUUGCCUUUCUUUGAUAUUAGCUUUUCAGUUCUGGAUAUUAUUCUUUGUCAUUUGAAUAUUAAUAUUCUUUUGUUAAAUAUUAUUUUGUGUUGGGAUAUUGGUACUAGUCUAAGUGGAUAUUAGUCUGGGCACUAAACUCUUUUCUCGUGCUUUCUAAAUGUAGUUUGUUGGCUGAAAAAAGACGCAAGGAGACUGAUUCAGGCUAAAAUGGGGAACAAUCUGUUCCCAAUAUAAUGUUGGAGCACAGCACGAUCCUACAACAUGCGGCAAAGAUCUUUACUUCUAACAUCUUCAAUCGGAUACAGGAGUCUUAGGAUAGGGUGAAUAACCAUUGGUUACUAACCUAUGAGUAACUAAAUCUGGCCCUUUAGAUCUAAGUGGGCCUAGAAAAUUCAGAUUUAAGGGUUGUCAAUUAAAGACAUUUUAUUUUCCUUAGUUUUCAUAAUCGGGUCAUAUCUUCUUCGUUUUAACUCGGAUUUCAAUUUUUUUUUGCACACAUGGAACGAGUUUGUUGUGCUCUACAAAAUGAGAUCAAUUUUCAAUAUAUUUUGAGAAACUUUUUUUUUUACCAAUUACAUACCAUAUGGUAACUUCUUCGUUUUUAAGUCGUUUUUUAAAACGUUUGCUCAGAAUGAACGAGUUCAUCAUGAUCUAUUAGAUCUACCAUUUCUGGAUGAAAAAAGACUAGACCAAAAAUUACCAUACUUUACCACUAUGGUAUGUGGGUGGUAACUUAUGGUAAACAAUGAUGGAAGUCGUAAAUGACAUUUAGUAUACUCCUACUAUCAUGUAUUCAACCUUCUUACCAUAUUGGUAUGUUCAUACCAUCAUGGUACGUUUUCUUAACAUAUGGUAUUAAAUAUGAGCAUACCAU
Linum trigynum is the source of this 5382-nucleotide messenger RNA. The record is from the annotation of a GenBank genome assembly. NCBI's taxonomy places the organism in Eukaryota, Viridiplantae, Streptophyta, Magnoliopsida, Malpighiales, Linaceae.